This is a messenger RNA of Nymphalis io (European peacock), 3089 nucleotides long. RefSeq names its product translation initiation factor IF-2, mitochondrial (gene mIF2). Gene Ontology annotation, molecular function: GTP binding; GTPase activity. Lineage: Eukaryota; Metazoa; Arthropoda; Insecta; Lepidoptera; Nymphalidae. The record is from RefSeq and is a predicted model, not a curated record. Bases 114 to 2246 code for a protein of 710 amino acids. The transcript has 15 exons.
AUUAAAAAGCUUUAUCGUUUAGAUUAUUGAUUAAUAAAAAUGCUCUAAGUAUUACUUAAAUAAGUUAAAAAACUAAAUACAAGUUAAAAACUAAAUACCUUUAUUAUACAACAAUGUUUAGAAGUGUUAUAUUAAAAAAUUGGUUGCCAUUGAAACAUUUAAAAAAUGAAUAUUUUCUGCAAGCUGCAGAGGCUAGAAAAGAUUACACAAAAAUACUUUGGAAUAAUAAAAGACAACUCUCAGUUUCGAGCAUUAGUUUAAAGAAAAGAAAAACUUCAGAAGAGAAGGCUGUAGAGAACCGAGGGAAAAGAGUAAUCAGAUAUUCUCCAAAAGCAGGUACUGAAGUUGUGGGCAUUUGGCGUAACAUGACUGUACAGGAGAUUGCGAAUGUGCUGAAAAAAGAUGUUGACCAUGUGUUCAAAGCUUUAGAGUUUGCUGAUAAGAAUACAGACACAUAUUAUAAAGAAGACACUGUGAUACACAAUCCUCAAAUAAUAAGAGAUGUUGUUAAAAUAUCUGGCUGUAGAUUUAGGAUAAUUGCUAGACCUGAUGAUGAUAUUGAAAAAGAAGAGAACAAAGAUGCAGUACCAGCUCCACCUGCUCCACCAGAGGCGCUUCGGCCUCGACCUCCUGUAGUGUGUGUGAUGGGGCACGUGGACCACGGGAAGACUACUCUGCUCGAUGCUUUACGGGACACAUCUGUUGUAGAUACAGAAUUUGGAGGGAUAACACAACACAUUGGAGCUUUCGAAGUGACCCUGCCGUCGGGCGAGAAGGCGACGUUCCUGGACACGCCGGGCCACGCCGCCUUCAGCGCGAUGCGGUCGCGCGGCGCGCUGGCCACCGACGUGGUGGUGCUGGUGGUGGCGGCCGACGACGGCGUCAUGGCGCAGACGAUCGAGUCCGUGCGCAUGGCGCGCCACGCGGGCGUUCCGAUACUGGUGGCGAUCAACAAAAUCGAAAAGCCAGGUGUGAACAUUGACAAGACCCUGCGCUCGCUGGCGCAGGUGGGCGUGGUGUGCGAGGCGCUGGGCGGCGACGUGCAGGCCGUGGGCGUGUCGGCGCUGCGCCGCCUGCAGCUCGGCGCGCUGCUGGACGCGCUCGACCUGCAGGCGCAGCUCGCGGACCUCCGCGCAGACCCCACCGGGUACGUCGAGGGAGUCGUCCUCGAGGCGCUCGUCGACCCCAGGACCGGAAAGCAAGCGACAGUAUUAGUACAGCGGGGUACGUUGAGGAAGGGAUGCGUCAUCGUCGCCGGAAACGGAUGGGCGAAGGUGCGUAUGCUGCAAAACAGUGCGGGGCUGAGCGUGGAGAGUGCGUCUCCCGCCACGCCCGUGCUCGUGCUGGGCUGGCGGGAGCUGCCCGCCGCCGGGGAUACCGUGCUCGAGGUCGAGAGCGAGAAACGUGCAAGCGAAGUGAUGAGAUGGCGUCACAAUCAACGCAUGAAAGAAAAACAGGAAUCCGAUUUAGAAGCGAUUAACAUAAAGGAGAGCGAACACCAAGCCGUAUACAAGCAGAAGCUCGCACAGAAGCGCUCGCUCGGCCGGUUCCGCACGAGGCAGGAGGGGCCGCGCCAGAAGAUGAUACGGGCCGACACGCACCCCGCGCUCGCCGUCCUCGUUAAAGGCGAUGUUGACGGGUCGGUGGAAGCUAUCCUGGAUAUUCUGGAAACCUACGAUGACCACGAGCGUGUUAGACUUGAGCUGGUCAGCUACGGCGUGGGGCAGGUCACUCCCAAUGAUGUCGAGGUGGCUAAAGCGUUUAACGCGAUAAUCUACGCGUUCAACGUGGAGUGCCCGCCCGCCGUGUCGCGGGAGGCGCGCGCGGCGGGCGUGUCCGUGUCGCACCACAACGUCAUCUACAAGCUGGUGGACGACCUGCGCGCGCAGCUCAGUGCGCGCCUGCCCACCGAGCUGCACGAGGAGCUGCUCGGCGAGGCGAACGUCCUCCAGCAGUUCCACGUGUCGGAGGGUAAGAAGAAGGUGCCGGUGGCGGGCUGUCGCUGUGUGAAGGGCUCGCUGGCGCGGAACGCGCUGUACAGGGUCGUCAGGGGAGGGGAUGUUGUGUAUGAAGGUAAACUGGCAUCAAUGAAACAUUUGAAAGAGGAAGUGACGACAAUAAAACGAGAUAUGGAAUGCGGACUGCGUUUCGAAGACCCCAACUUUAUAAUUCAGCCAGGAGACACAGUAGUGUGCUACAAAAUGGUCGAAGUUUCCAAAACCACCAGCUGGGAUCCAGGAUUUUAGACACGAUGUCGUUAGUUUUGUCAAAACUGGUGCUUGAUAAAUGUACAAUAUUAAUUUUAUACACCAAAAAACUUUGUAAAUCCAUCUUCGUCACCGUUUUAUUUUGUAAAAAAUAUUUUCAUUACUAUAUAUAACGAAAAAGGAUUCUAAUGAAUGUGAUGCUGAUUAAAAUUAUAACAAUACGAUUAAAUGUAUUAAAUAUCUCAUAAAAUCACCUCAGGCCAAACUUUUACAAUAAUACGUAAUAUCUUACACAUAAAUACGUGAGAAUUUUAAUUGCUCACGUAUUUAUGUGUAAGAUAUUACGUAUUGCCAGCUCAUCGUAAAUAAUUCAUUAUUAUUGGUUUUUCUAUUUAUUCAAAUAUUGUUUACAAUAUGAGAUGUUUAAAACGGAAUCAAUAAUAGAUUCGAGAACUAGACACAAGUCUGAUUUAACGCACUGCCAGCUGCGUUUGCCAUGUUUGAUAUUCCCUAAAGUCAUAUUAUCCAUAUCUCUAGCGAGAUAUCGCCCGAUUAACUAGAAAUUUGUCACAGUUUUCCUUUUCAGAUGUAUGAUUUCAGACGUUCACUAAGAACGGAUUUUAUGCAAAUCCUAUCCAAAAUACAUUUUCUCCUUAUUUUCUCCGUGCGAAGCCGGGUCGAUUAGGUAGUAUUUUUAUAUGUGACUAAUUAUUCAAUGAACUAACAACGCAGCGACUUAAUCUUCCAUUUUAUUUGUGUAAACAGAACGAGACAGAAAUAUGUAGAAAUAUACAUGCGUUAGAACGAAAAGGCUAUUUAUUAAUUGUGGAUUCUAAUAAUUGAUGCGUCGAGCCAUGAGUCUGUAAAUUAGCAAAUUUGUAG